Molecule: messenger RNA, 1302 nt
Organism: Bicyclus anynana (squinting bush brown)
Lineage: Eukaryota; Metazoa; Arthropoda; Insecta; Lepidoptera; Nymphalidae
Product: aldo-keto reductase AKR2E4
Exons: 8
Coding region: 101-1105 (334 amino acids)
Cellular component (GO): cytosol
Molecular function (GO): aldose reductase (NADPH) activity
Source: RefSeq, a predicted model, not a curated record
AACAUAUAAGCACAAAUCUGUCCGUCAGACCUUCGCCGCAGCAGGUGGCAUCGGUCCUGUACGUCAGUUGAUCGCAGCAGUUGCCUUUUUAGUUAUAAACAUGUUUAUAUUUAUUAAUUUCGUGUUGUUGUUUGUCGUCGUUUAUGGUGAUAGUGUGCCGGCGUGCUCGGCGCCAGUGGCUCGGCUGAACGACGGGCACCUCAUGCCCAGGUUCGGUUUCGGGACCUGGCUCGGGCUCGACAAGUAUCAGUUGCCGGUGCCAGUGGACGGCGAGGCGGUGCAGCUGGCGGUGCUGGCGGCCAUCGACGCCGGCUACCGGCACAUCGACACCGCCAGCAUCUAUGAUGACGAGGACCAGGUGGGGAGAGCGGUGAACCAGAAGAUCGCAGAUGGCGCGGUGAAGAGGGAGGACAUGUUCAUCACCACCAAGCUGUGGAACGACCGGCACGCCAGCGCGGCGGUGGUGGCGGCGCUGCAGGAGUCGCUGCAGCGGCUCAACCUCACCUACGUCGACCUGUUCCUCAUACACUGGCCCUUCGCCACCGAGACUAAAAAUAUCAGACCCUACGCAGACAUCGACUACCUGGAGACGUGGCGCGGCAUGGUGGAGGCCAAGCGGCUGGGGCUGGCCAGCUCCAUCGGCGUGUGCAACUUCAACCUGACGCAGCUGCGGCGCUUGUGGGACAGCCACGAGCUGAAGCCAGCCGUGCUGCAAGUUGAGACUAAUCUCAACCAGCAGCAGCCGGAGCUGCGCCAGUUCUGCCACUCCCGAGGCGUGCAGGUCGUGGGCUACACGCCCUUCGGCUCGCUGUUCCCGGACAGGGCGGCGCCCGACGCGCCUCCGCCGCGAGCUGACGACCCGCAGCUGCUGGCCAUCGCUGACAGACACAACAAGACGGUGCCGCAGGUGGUGCUGAGGUACCUGUUCGAGUUGGGAGUGACUCCGAUCCCCAAGUCCGUCACCAAGUCCCGCAUCGAGCAGAACCGGGACAUCUUCGACUUCUCGCUGGACGAGUUCGACCGCCAGCAGCUGAGGAGCUACCACACCGGCCACCGCGUCGUCGACCUCAAGAUAUUCAGCGACGCGAACCACUAUCCCUUCUGAGCCUUCUGAUAAAUGAUGUUUCAUUGUUUCACGAUGAUCUAAUACUCGCACACUGAAGAUAUUCAGACAACAGCUAUCCCUUCGGAACCUUCUAAUAAAUGAACAUUGAUGCUUCUUUAUGUUUCCUUCCAUUCGCAGCGACUUUAUACACUAAUCAAUACCUUGUAAACCGUGUCAAUACAUGUAAAUAAAAUCUG